CAAUGCAACACUUCCAGGGGAAUUUACAACAGGCAUGUUUUUAGCUGCCAUCAAAGGAGAGUCCACAUCAUCACAUUGUCUUCCCAACCAAAAUACUUCAGCGUGUCUGGGAGUGUCUGCAGAGUUGAUGAGUGGAGAGGAACCGGCUGGUGCUGAGGCUUCCCAGGUGUGUGGAUCGCUGCAGGGCAGAGGAGCCAUGUACCAACACCUGGAGAGAAGAAAGCAGUUUAAAAGGUUGUCUCUUAAAAGUGGCCUACCGGAGUACAUGGAUGCCAACAAAUGCAUUGACGAGCUUCUCAAACAGCUCGAGGAAGAGCGACGAAAUGUCCGAAGGGAAAAGCUGGCUGUGGCUCGCCUGGAGAGGGAAGUCGCACGGAGCAAGAGUGAAGGAACAAUGCGAGAAAAGCUGAUCCACGAGCUAGAGGAAGAGCGACGCCUGCGACUGGAGAGCGAGAAGCGUCUCCGGGAAGUGACGGAGGACUCGGAGCAGGGACGGGUGCAGAUGGUCUCACUGCAGCAGCAAUUUUCCAGGAUGGAAGAGACGGUGCGGUCCCUGCUGCAGAAUCAGGGCGUCCUGGAGCAAACUGCUGUGGACACAGUGGACAUCAUGAAGGCCUAUAAGGAUAAACUCUCUGAGGAAGUUCAGAAACUACAGGAGGAAAGCCGCCUCGAACGGCCGGCGACUCAAGAGGUGCCRGAUCCCCAACAGGACACCAAGGAGGACAAAACCAAGCCUCUCCUGGAGCGCCUCAAGACCUUGGAGGAGGAGAACUCUGCUUUGGCUUCGCAGAAUGAGAGCCAGAGGGAGCAGUACGAACGCUGUCUGGAUGAGGUUGCCAAUCAAGUCGUGCAGGCACUUCUGACGCAAAAGGAUUUAAGAGAGGAAUGUCUGAAGCUGCGAACACGAGUCUUCGACCUGGAGCAGCAGAAUCGGGCGCUGAGUGUUUUGUUCCAGCAGAAGAUCAAGCCCGCGUCAGACCUGCUUCUCCAGGACGAUCAGUCCAAUGGAAAGGCAGGUCUCCCAGUGUCAAAGUGUCUGAGCCAGCUGAGUCUGAUGGUCCCGGCGCCCGUCUACCCACGCAGCAGCUGCAGCAGCAGUGAGCUGUCCCUGUCAAGUGCAUGCAGUGAAUUCUCCAGCGGCUCGUACACCUGGAAUGAUGGACGCUCCUGUGGGAAAAUGUCAUCUCUAACCUGGGAGAAGAGGCUGAGUUUGGGUUCGUCAGCUCCAAGUAAUAUCUGUGCGCCUCCAGAGGAGCAGCCACCCACGAGGUAUAAAGAGAGCCACAUCUUAGAAGGACUGAGGAAACUCCAAAGGAGAAAACACAGGAACUCCUCCAGUUCGUCUAAGGUCUCCAGGUCAGGUUACAAAGACUGCAUGAACUCCAACGAGGGCAUCUACUCUCUGGGCAUCAAGAGUAGCAGCAAAGGGGUUUCGAAGUCAAGCCAUGUUGUCAGAACUUCAGCUGCUCGAUGCAAGCAGUUCUUCUAUGAUUCUGAUGAUGCUGAUGAUGAAUUGGCACAAUCCAGCUGUAGGGAUAACAUCCCCACCAAGGACUGUUGGUUUCAAUGUAAGAGGCUCUCCCACAGCAUCUCRGACAGUUUGUGUAGCUGGGAGGGGACGCAGGAAAGUGGGGCUGGAGGUGAUGGUACCUCUGUUCCUGCRGCUGAGAAACCCUGUUUGUCUGACUCAAAAGAGCAUCCAGAGAAGCUUGUGAGCUUCAUUAACAGUUUUCUACCUGAAGGGGGACACAAAUCAGCUUUUAGUAAACCAUCCAAACUACACUUCCACCCCUCUGAUCCAGAAAGACCAAAACGCCUCUCUGACAUGGAUKUCUCAGAACUCAAGCCUGAGUACAGCGAUGUCCAAAUGUCUCAGCCACCSGAGCAAGCUGAGAGGGACCUCAGGAGGCUGUCCCGGGAYGCUGCCAAGCUCCUCAAACAAAAAUACUUACGUCGGGAUCAGGGACGCACCCAGUCAGCUGAUGGGCGGCCAACACCUUUCAGCCUGUUGAAGGAGCCGAAAGAAACUAAGUGCACCCAGUCCGAAGAGAGUAUAUUAGCAAUAUUUGAUGCAGAAGGAGAGCCUAUUGAACUGUGUCCCCAGAAGCUUGUAGCAGGUACAGACCAUGUACAAAGCAUCAAAGUGGUUCCUAAUUAUGCAGAGCUAGUACCCCAAGAGAGGCCAACAAGGCAAAAAUCUGCAAAUGCAAGAAACUAUAGUGUUCUUGAAUCUCCAGAAAAGCCCUCAGAAUGUGAGACUAGCAAUACAAGCAACAGCAGGGAGGGAAGUGCRGAGAGGCUGUCAAUGGAGCUGACUCCUCAGAGGAAACUAAUCAAACCUCCGAGCAGCCGAGUGAGUAAAGUCCACUCCAUCCCUGCAGUGGGCGAUGCCAAGUCCAGCAGUUCAAAGAUUCCUGGUCGUAACAAACCAUCAGCRUCGCCAUUGAGACAGUCUAAAACAACUGAGCCGAGUAAUAAUGGACACUCAGGACCCCCAGCUGAGGAGAAGUUCUCCUCUUCUCCAGCAGUGAAAAUGUCCAGAUUUAUUAAGACACAGGGAACUUGUUCACAAAGCCCAAAGGUUAUAAACUCCAAGCUCACCAACAGGGUCGAGUGGAGCAAGGGUCCCUCUUCCAGCUCCCCCCMGCUUCCGAGGAGGCACCUGGAAUAUGCAGACACUAGUGAGCAACCAACUAGAGACAAACACUGUGAACCCAUCAAAAACAAACUCAGGUCUCCCUCUCCUCCCCUUCCCCCAGGCCGCACCACCUCCUUACUGAUCAGACCAAAUUACGAAGGUUCGCCUCAAGCACAUAAAACGGGGAUGGCUCAACCAUCCACACCAACCACUGGGAGGGGCCCUCCCCCAAGUUACCACACUUCACUCGCACCAAAUAUGCAAACCACUUUACCCAUCAAGGAUAAAGACUGCUCAGACCUGGACGCAGGCUAUGGAACUGCACUUGCACCUCAGAAGCUGGCAGAGAAAKCCUGUCAGCACCUUCAAAAGUCCCUCGUCAUGACUCAGACACCCACUAAAGGCACUUCCAAACGUACGAAAGACUACCUCCCUUCUGCAAACUCAGGGUGUGCUCGAGAACCUGAAAAUGCACCUAGAAGCUCAAAGAAUGUCCCCCCUCCCUACAGUGCCCUCAGAGGGUCUUCCCUUCAGAYUUCAUUUGCGAAUAAAAAAGGACCUGCUCAUGAAAACACCCAUCAGUCAGUGCAAAAGACCUCCAUUAGUUUACCUAUAUCCCUUCAAGACCCCCCUCAAUGUCAGACAGAACCGCAGGAUGGCAAAGCUGUUGUCAGCCCUCCCAACUCUGCUGUUAUGUCACCUAACCAAGCCGAAAGAGCCUCAAAGACUCGAAUUCCAAUGGGAUUUAAAGCCUUUUUGAAAUCCCCUCCUACCAAUAAAAGUGGUCCUACUGUACCGGGCAAACAAGARAAAGAUCAUAUCAACUCUGUCUCCAAGGGGACUGCGACUUCAAAUGCUUCAACCCAGUGUGACAGCCUGCAAGCGGCAUAUAAUAUUGAUUCACCACCCAAGGUGUCUGCUGCAGAGGGGAAAGGUGAGGUCCAGUGUCGCCUGCAGGAAGAGGAUKUACACACUGCUGUAUUGUCAGAGGAGGGGGAUGCUUGCGAUAAGGGGAAAAGGAGUAGUCAACUUUUUGGUAGAUCCAUAUCUGUUAAUACAAAAACCCAUCUAAAGCCAGCUUUGGGGAUGAACGGAGCCAAAGCGCGUAGCCAGAGCUUCAGCACCAACUACAUUGAGAAACCCAGUGUCAAUGUGCUGGAAGGGCCAGGGAGAAUCCGAACGCAAAUAAUCACCAACUCCAGUGAGAGGGGGAAUUCUCUGACAAGACAAARUUCUUUAGAAGCACCCAUGGUACGGGUGGCUGAGAGCCCUAUCCAUUCCCCCCGGACAAGGCUCAGUCUCUACGGAGGAAUGACAGGGUCAAAUAGUCACAAUGUCCUCCCAGAGAAAACGCCCAAAUCAGGCUCUGCAGGUGAUGGAUUGCUAGACGGAGGGAAAGGGGAGGGCGCCACCUCACCUUCUCAUAAAGGGGCAAGGAGUUUACCCGUAAGCGAAAGGAAUAGUUUCAACAAUAUCCGAAAACCAUCAAAAGUAGCCUCUCAUCCACAGUUUCAGCCUCYGUCCAGUUCUGUUUAUAACUGGGAAAGCCCUUCAAAGGAGACCGAAGGCGUAGCGACCACCCCUAAUGAGCAAGUAAAAACUAAGACGGAGUCACCCAGCAAACCCACAGACACGGAGGAGAAAAAGAUCAGCCCGACAGCGUGCACCAUCGAAGAGAAAGUCAUGAUGGGCAUUGAGGAGAAUUUGCAGAAAUGCCAAGAGCAGGAGAAGGUAGCCGCCAGCGAGGCCAAACAGAAGACGGGGCCUUCGCUGGCGAACUGGUUCGGCCUCCGCAGGAGCAAACUCCCAGCUCUGAGCGGCAAAAAGGCCGACUCCCCCAAAGGAAAAGAGGAGAAGAAAGAACUGAAGAUCGGCUCGGUACUCGGAGGCAAACAGUUGAAGUMUGACAAGAAGAAGGAGAAGAAGAAAGAGAGCCAGGACAUGCCCAAUCUGUCUGAGAUGAACAAUAAGCUGAGCUCCAUCAUGGACCAUUGCAACAACCAGAUGGGUCAGUUUGCCAGUCAGAUCCAGUGUACAACCGCCUUUAUCGGCAAAGACCAGUUCGUCAAGGACCUUCUUGGCAGGACCGCUGUGAAGGUCGGCUCCGUGGCCGCGCCGCCGCCUGCCGUCUCCACGCCCAAGAAACACGGCGAGCUGAAGGGCGACAUGCAGAUCUGUCCAGACGCUGCUACCCUUUUAAUGUCUCAGAAGAUCAGUCUUAAAGGUGAAAAGGAGGAGGGACACAUCCCCGACUCAGCGUGUCAAGACCACAUGAUCGACUCCAGCUGUCAGAUGAGAACUCUGGACAGUGGCAUCGGCACCUUCCCCCUCCCUGAUUCCGUCACCCGAGCCAGCGGUCGCCACAUCCCCAAAUCYGAAUCCAGCCCGGGUGCGGUGACCGCCAGCUCCUCCGAGCUCCGACAGGAAUCGUCAUCUUCUCACCCCGACCCCUCACAACCUGACGUGAAAGUGCCUUCCCUUCCAAAACCCCACCUGCACACCCCUUCCACCACCUUGGGCCACUCCCUGUCCGACCCCACUGUGAUCUGCAGCCGAAACACCCAGGAGACACAGAGCCGCCUGCCCAAACUGGCAUCAUCAGAUGCAAUCAGGACAAAGAGGUUGAGUCUUGGUGCCCAAUGCAGCAACAUCGCAGGUUCUACUGAAGACAAGGAAAAAGAAAAGGAGAGGAAGAUAAAACCCAAGGAGCCCGAUACAACCGGUCAAACAACCCUUCGAGUGUGCAGGUACUCUGGCAGCAGCAGCGACACCGAGACCGAGUCGGAGCAAACAGGAAGCACCGUGUCCUCGCCGCAAAGAGCCCCGAUCGACAGAACCAAGAGAACUGACUCUGCGGAGCUGAGUGAGGACACUCUGAAGAGGCGAAGCGUGGAGAGAUCCUUGUCGAUUAUGGAUUACUACCAACACGAGGUGUUCAAGGACAGCAGGAGGAUUUCCCAGUACAACUUGUUGCACAAAGAGUCAUCUCUCGAUGCCAAAGCAGGAGAAUGGCUCAGUAAAGAGGCUCCAGUGGAGAAGACGCCCACGAGUCCCAAUCAUCCGACCUCUCUGGACGUCUCCCUGAACGACCUGAAUCACAGCAGCUCCGACGGCUCGUACCCCGACAAGAGCUUGGCCGGCCUCCGAGGCGAUACGGGGAGCAGAGCCGACGAGCCCCUGUCCACCUCCAGCUUCGCUGGGAGAACCAGGACGGACCCUAUGGGCUCACUCAGUGACUCGCUCUACGACAGUUUCUCCUCCUGUGCCAGCCAGGGCUCCAACGGUGUAUGAGGAGGUCGAGCUUUUUAUUUUUUUUUCCUCUUAUAACUCAGUGGAUUUACGGUUUGAAAUACUGAAUGGUACAACAGAUGAAUGAGGUGGAUUUUCAAGUCUUUUUUAAUGUUUCUUUAUUUGUUUUGGUGAGAAAAGCGUGAUUUUUUUUUUGGCAGCCAGGUCACCAACAAGUUUCUAGACCUUUCUGUGGCAAAAAACAAGACUGUUCAGUUUCUCAGUUUGUAGAAAAACCUGCGAGGUUUCUGAAGAACAAACCAAACGUAUCUCCCAAAUCUAACCAAGCUGGUUUGGUCCAUAAAUUUAACCAGAUUUAAAWGUAUUUUUAGGACAAAUAUAAGGUGAUUUGGAACGGAUCAGGUAGCAACCUUUGUUUACUGGGUGAAGGUUUCAGCACUUAUUCUAUCACCAACUUAAAACUUUUUAAUGUGAACUGGUUUGUUUUAUUGAAACAGUGAAGGCUGCAUAUGCCUUUACUUUUCUUCAUUUUUUUUACUUGAGUGACUGGGUUGGUUUCUAUAGUUGGUUUUGGUCUCAACAUUUUUGGACCUUAGCAGCCRUUUCCACAACAAAGCCCUUUAAUUGAAUGAAAUGAAGCACUUUGCAGCACUAUAAAAACUCAAGCAUCUUUUUCCUCGAAAUCAGUGUAGAUUUUAUGAAAACAUUUUAGCUGAUUUUUUAUAC
Austrofundulus limnaeus is the source of this 6613-nucleotide messenger RNA. RefSeq names its product nck-associated protein 5. Gene Ontology annotation, cellular component: microtubule plus-end. NCBI's taxonomy places the organism in Eukaryota, Metazoa, Chordata, Actinopteri, Cyprinodontiformes, Rivulidae. Gene Ontology annotation, biological process: microtubule bundle formation; microtubule depolymerization. The record is from RefSeq and is a predicted model, not a curated record.